This is a messenger RNA of Gossypium arboreum, 3052 nucleotides long. RefSeq names its product pentatricopeptide repeat-containing protein At4g33170-like. Gene Ontology annotation, biological process: RNA modification. The coding region runs from base 177 to 2258 and encodes 693 amino acids. Lineage: Eukaryota; Viridiplantae; Streptophyta; Magnoliopsida; Malvales; Malvaceae. The transcript has a single exon. The record is from RefSeq and is a predicted model, not a curated record. Gene Ontology annotation, molecular function: protein binding; RNA binding; zinc ion binding.
AGCACGACUUAAACUUAGAUCACACUUAGAAUAAUCGCACGACUCAACCUUAGAUCAUACAUCCAACAAUAAAUACCCUUAACCGUUACGAAUAACAUGGGUUGAAUACCCUAUAUAAGUUUUUGAAAAGGCCAAUGAAGUAUGUUAUGAAAAGUUUUAAAUUUUAAUUCUCCCCCAUGAAGUUUCAAAAGCCAUGCACUUUUGCCAAGCUGGGACUAAAGGACUCAAAAUCCUUAGCAAAAAUAAUUCGAAACUUAGCCCAAACUAGACAAUUACUUCAAGGAAAACAACUUCAUUCUCAGCUGAUCUCGUCUGGGUAUCCGUUAUGCGCUUUUUUAACCAACCAUCUUCUUAACAUGUACUCAAAAUGUGGUCAAUUAGAUUACUCAGUUAAACUGUUUGAUAAAAUGUCUCAAAGAAACUUAGUUUCUUGGACUGCUAUGGUUACUGGGUUUUCUCAGAAUUUACAUUAUUUUGAAGCCAUAUCUACUUUUUGUGAAAUGAGAAUUGCUGGGGAAAAUCCGACCCAGUUUGCUUUUUCGAGUGUUAUUAAGGCUUGUGCUUCUGCUGGGUUGGUUGAGUUUGGGGAGCAAAUUCAUUGCCUCGCAUUGAAAUUUGGGUUUGGGUCUGAUAUUUUUGUUGUUAGCAAUUUGGUUGACAUGUAUUCAAAGUGUGGAGUUAUGGUUAAUGCUCAUAAUGUUUUCCAAGAAAUGGAGUGUAAAGAUGAGGUCUUGUGGACUGCUUUGAUUGAUGGAUAUGCAAAGAAUGGUCCUUUCGAGGAUGCAUUGUCAGCUUAUAAGAAUAUGGUUAAAGAGGGAAUUGGUAUUGAUAAGUUUGUUCUUUGUAGCACUUUAAGUGCUUGUGCAGCAUUAAAGGCUUUAAAUUUUGGGAAAUGUCUCCAUUCAGUUAUGGUGAAGAAGGGAUUUGAGUUGGAGAUUUCAGUGGGAAAUGCUCUUACUGAUAUGUACUCAAAGGUGGGAGAUAUGGAAAGCGCCUCAAAUGUGUUUGGAAUUGACUCUGAUUGUAGAAAUAUUGUGUCAUGUUCUUCAUUGAUUGAUGGAUAUGUUGAAAUGGAUCGAAUGGAGGAUGCUUUAAGUGUUUAUGUUCGGCUCCGGAGGCAAGGAAUUGAACCUAAUGAAUUCACUUUCUCGAGCUUGAUCAAGGCUUGUUCCAGUCAAGCUGCACUUGAGCAAGGUACACAGCUUCAUGCUGAAGUGAUUAAAUUCAAUUUUGAUAGUAACCCUUUUGUUUCUUCAGUUCUUGUUGAUAUGUAUGGAAAAUGCGGGUUGCUUGAUGACUCUAUUCGAGUAUUUGAUGAGAUUGGAAAUGCAACUGAAUUUGCAUGGAAUUCAAUGUUAAGUGUGUUUGCUCAGCAUGGUUUAGGAAAAGAUGCUAUUCAACUAUUUAACAGGAUGAAGAACGAAGGAGUGGAACCAAAUGCGAUAACGUUUGUCAGUCUUCUAAGAGGCUGUAGUCAUUCUGGUUUAGUGGAGGACGGGUUAAGCUUUUUUAAAGCUAUGGAGAAGACUUUUGGAGUCAUGCCUAGAGAAGAGCAUUAUUCUUGUGUUAUUGACUUACUUGGUCGUGCCGGACAGCUUAAAGAAGCUGAAGAUUUUAUAAACAAGAUGCCAUUUGAACCAAAUGCUUUUGGAUGGUGUUCUUUCCUUGGAGCUUGCAAAAUCCAUGGUGAUAAAGAAAGAGGUAAACUUGCAGCUGAAAAAUUGAUGCAACUUGAACCCGAAAAUAGUGGAGCUCCUGUUUUGCUUUCAAAUAUUUAUGCUAAGGAGCAACAAUGGGAAGAUGUGAGAACAUUGAGGAAGAUGAUGCAAGAUUUUAAUGUUAAGAAACUACCAGGUUAUAGCUGGGUUGACGUUGGAAACAAAACCCAUAUUUUUGGUGUUGAAGACUGGUCUCAUCCUCAAAUGAAAGCAAUUUAUGAUAAGCUUGAUGCUCUUUCGGGUCAGAUAAAGGCGGCCGGAUAUGUCCCUUCCACAGAUUCCAUUCCCUUAGAUGUGGAUGUUAGCGUUAAAGAGAAGAUACUUCAACAUCACAGUGAGAGACUUGCCAUUGCAUUUGCACUAAUAAGCAUUCCAAGUGGGAAGCCAAUUAUUGUAAAGAAAAAUUUAAGGGUCUGCUCGGAUUGUCACUCUGCAAUUAAGUACAUAUCAAAGUUGAUUGGAAGAAAAAUUAUUGUCAGGGACAAUAGUAGAUUCCAUCAUUUCUCAAAUGGCUUGUGUUCUUGUGGAGAUUUUUGGUAAGGUUUUUGACAUCUUAAAGUUAACAUUAGGGAAAUAUAUAUAUUGCAUCACUUCUUAGAGUUGAACAGUUUUGGAUGCUGGAAAAUCUGCAGAAGAGCUUGGAGGUACAUGCCAUUGCAAAUUCUUUAAACUUCAAACAAUGUGCCUGUCUAUCAUUAAGAAAUGGGAACAUCAUGCAUAUUCCUGUUACAUUUUUCUGUAUGAAUCUGCUUACCGAAGUUUGGUUUCAUGUAUUCUUUGACGGUAUUCAUCUGCAUGUUCCUGUUGUUCUUUGCCACAUUAUAAGCUUACGGAUGCUCGGUUUCAUGUUUUUCUUUGACAGCAUUCUACUGCAUUGCAUUGCUAAUAUGCAAUAUCAAAUUUAAUUCUUUAGUUAACAUUACCACUGAAUAAAACAAAUCGAGUAAACUCAUCUUUACUUAUCAUCAAAUGCACUCUAUACAAGCUAAGUUUUAUUUAAACAUGUACUGAAACAAGUUCUAUCCUAAAUUUGUGAAAUUUACACAACUUCUUGAAGGGGGGGAUGUGUAGCUGCUUGCAUUCUAAGGCAACAAACUAUAUAUAGAACCAACUACUAGCAUUCUCUAUUUUCGAACAAGCUUUUGCAUAUAAUAUCCAGAAAUGGAAACCAUUAUGUGAAACUAAGCAGUGCUUUCAGAGUGAAGCAUAAGUACAUUGGUUGAGACACUGCAGAAAAUCAUUCAAGCUCUCGGGUAGCGUGAAUGGCCUUUCUUCUUCAGGAACUCAGGGAUGUCCACUGAACCACCUUCAUUGAAAGAAGGCCGCCGAUUAAU